AUGGCGGCGACCUGCCCCAUCCCGCCCGACGAGGAGGAGCGCCUGAAGACGCUCCACGACCUCGACCUCCUCGACGUGAGCUACGAGCCGUCCUUCGACCGCAUCACGUCCCUCUGCUGCCAGAUCUUCGACGUGCCCAUCGCCCUCGUGAGCCUCGUCGACGCCGAGCGCCAGUUCUUCAAGUCCCAGCGGGGCCUGGGCGAGGUGCGCGAGACGCCGCGGGAUUUGGCGUUCUGCGCGCACGCGAUCAUGCCCGACGCGCCGGACGUCAUGGUCGUCAACGACGCGCAGGCCGACCCGCGCUUCCGGGGCAACGCCCUCGUCACGGACUGGCCCCACAUCCGCUUCUACGCCGGCGCGCGCCUCGGCUUCACGGGGAGCGACGGCGUCGUGCACCACAUCGGCACGCUCUGCAUCAUCGACACCGACGUCACGAAGGGCGGCUUCGAGGGCGCGCGCGCCGAGUUCGACGGCUCCAAGGUGACCAUGCUCGAGGAGCUCGCCCACGUCCUCGUCGAGGCCAUCGAGCUCCGGGGCUACAAGAGGCGAGACGCCAAGGACGAGCCCGGCAAGAAGCGCAAGCUCGACGACGCGGCCUAG
Aureococcus anophagefferens is the source of this 600-nucleotide messenger RNA. RefSeq lists its product as hypothetical. The transcript has a single exon. Gene Ontology annotation, molecular function: protein binding. The record is from RefSeq and is a predicted model, not a curated record. NCBI's taxonomy places the organism in Eukaryota, Pelagophyceae, Pelagomonadales, Pelagomonadaceae. Bases 1 to 600 code for a protein of 199 amino acids.